AUGAGUGUACUGGAAAUGAUAUUUUUUAAGAUUUCUACAAGCAUAUGCAAAUGCACACCAAUGAAUAUCAGCUUAGCAACUUCAGCAGUGAGAGAACUUUUAAUUUAUCUAGAGUUAAACACCGCUACUUUAGCUAAAGAAAAGCAAGCGCUAGUUAUUCGGGCAAGACACUUUUCCUCUUGGGCACAACGUUUCUCUGGAGCACUACGUUUAUUGGACCUCCGCACUUUAGCAUUUACCGGUCUCAUAAAGAGUGACUUGUCCGUCAUCCAGCAAUCUUAUCUGGUCCCUGACCACCCAAAGUAG
Phycomyces blakesleeanus NRRL 1555(-) is the source of this 306-nucleotide messenger RNA. RefSeq lists its product as hypothetical. The record is from RefSeq and is a predicted model, not a curated record. Lineage: Eukaryota; Fungi; Mucoromycota; Mucoromycetes; Mucorales; Phycomycetaceae. Bases 1 to 306 code for a protein of 101 amino acids. The transcript has 4 exons.